GACAUGUUCGACUUAGUUUAAAGUUCAAACGUGAUGUUCAUACAACAGUUACAAUAGAUUGAUAAAUAUGCGCCGACGAGAGGUUAUCUUAGUUUCAGGAUUAACAAUUAUCAUUGUCUUUUUGUAUAGAAUAUUAACGCAAAAAUGUGAACAUGCCCACUCGGAUCAAAUGUUCUUAGCAAGAUCGGAUGAUCGAAUUUUCACAUCAAAUGACUCGAAUUACAUGGAGCCUCGUAUGACUUUGAACGAAGAUGAUGUCAAAAACGCUGGCCUUGGUCGGAUAGAUAACCAUGUUUAUGCUCUUGAACGUAUCAAAGAAAUCGUCUCUAGUAACUCUAGAAACCUUACUAAAGAGGAACUCAAAACUUUAGAAAGAAGUAACAACUAUAGACAUUUUGGCGAAGAAGGAUAUUUAUUUAUGGAUGACGGGACCGGUAAAAAAAUUAGGUCCAAAAGCAAUGAAACACAGAUUGACGUUUCUGAUUAUUUCUCAAAAGUUGAAAUUCGAUCUACACGGAUUGCACUUAUUGCUGGUAUAAUGAAAUGUGGUACGGGACCGAUGAGUUCAUUUCUCAAGAGACACCCUUCUGUAAUAGACACAGUCGGUCUCCAAGUGUACUUCACUUAUAACUUUGGUGUCCAGUGGUAUUUAAAACGGCUCGCAAAGAGCAAUGAAAGUCAAGUGCUUCUAUCAAGAUGUACCAACUGUUUUGCGACAAAAAGAGCACCGGCAUUAAUAAAUAUGAUCCGUGAGGUCACAGUUAGGCAUUUAAAGCUAAUUUUCCUGGUAAGAAACCCAAUUGACAGGCUAAUUUCACACUAUACCCAACUAGUGAGUGGCAACGCUAGUGUUCCGGAAUUUGGCCAAUGGGUACGUGAACUUCUUGCUGAUCCCGAUAACAGUCCUCCUUUGAGGAAAAGUAGAUACGUGGAGCAUUUUGAGACUUGGUACCAUUUCUUCGAAGAAAACGAUAUACUCAUUAUAGACCAUAGUGAAUUUGUAAGGACGCCAUGGCUGGCUAUGCAAAAGAUAGAAAAGUAUUUGUCUCUGCAAUCAUUCUUUACAGAAGAUUCUUUCUUACUCAGACAAACAGGCCCAUAUUAUUGUUUUAAAACCAGAGGUCCAGAUAUGAGUGAAUGCACUCAGAAUCCAGAGAAUAAAGGAAGGACACAUGUCAGUGUGAGUGAACAAGAUAAAGCAUUGCUUCGAGACUAUUUCCGUCCGUACAAUGAACGAUUGUUUAAAUUACUCAACAAACGAUUCGACUGGGUGUGAAUGUAACGUUUUCUUUAGUUGCAACAUAAAUUAAUUGAAUCUGUAGGGGUUCUGAACUGAAUUAUAGUACAUAUGUAUAGUCACCCCCGAGAUACCAUUCACAAAACCAUGUAAAUACUGCGCAUUUACUCUUGUGUUUGACAAAACAACCAAUUAAUAUUGAGAUACACUAGCUUGCAACAUCUAGAUUCACUAGCUUGAACGAUUACAGGGCAUCACCGACGGAUACCGAGUCAGAUCCAGUCCCCAUUGGCGGUAGGCUCAAUAAAAUAAUGAGUAAAUUCAUUGAGCCUUGAGACCAAUGGCAGGAGUCUGGCUGAGAUCCGUGGUCUCACCUGUGAAAUAUAACAGAGAGGUGUGACAGUAGCCAUUGUUACAUGAGACAGUAGUAAAAUGAAUUGGGAUAUAAACCUGGCUAAAUCGAAAGAGAAAGGGUAAUCUCAGAGGAUGUAAUCACGUGACAUUAACGCGCUUCUAUGAAUGAAGUCCGAUAACAAAAAUCUCUGAUUUCCAGAAAAUACUGGAGACAUUCUAAAAUUCCAUGUUACAGUACGUUUCAAUAUGUAACAUAUUAAACCUAUCAAAUUAUGAUAUGUAUGUUUUUCUUUAUAUCGGGUGUCCAACAAAAGUGAGAUACAUUUUGUCAAGUAUUUUUUCGGCAAUAAAUAAGCGAAAUUCACUUAAAAUUUAGUACAAAGUAGUCCAGGAAUAUCGUUAGCAAGUUACAAAAAUAUAAGAAAGAUCGAGUUCAUAGCAUGUGAGUAAUAAGAAAUUCAAGAUAGCAUAUCAAAAGAUCCCAUACCGGAGCAACAAAAUAAGAACUUCAUAGCGUUUGUACCACAAAAGGGGAACCAAUUUGAGAAGUAAUUUCUCAGCAAUAUAUGAGCUAAAGGUCUUGAAAACUUUACUUGAAACACUUUCGGUUUUUUUAACUAGUGCUACGAAUAUGUAAAAAAUUGGUUCCAUAUUAUAUGAGUAUUAAUGAAUAUAAGACAGUAUAUAAAAAUAACCAAUUACAAUGUAAAAGUCACAUGUAUUAAUCCAUUCCAUGCAAAAAUACUUCUCUCUUCUCCUCCAAUAAAGUUUGAGAAUGAAUGGAUUUUGAAUAUUUUCGAACAAUGAAACAAAUUAAUUGGCUAUAACAAACAGACAAGCUAUUUUGACUGAUUGACAGAUCCUAUCACCUGAUAGUUGGCACAAACACUAUGAAGGUUUCAUCGCAGAGCUCUGGUAUGGGAUUUUUUGACAUGUUAUUUUGAAUUUCUUAGUACUCAAUGUAUUUGAUCUUUCUUAUAUUUUUACAACUUGCUAAUGAUACUCUCAGGCUUCUUUGUUCACAUUUUCUGUGAAUUUUUUUUAUCAAUUUCUGAGAAAAUACUUGUCAAACAGUGUCUCACUUUUUGGGACACCCGAUAUAUUCAAAUAAUCAAAAAAGUGCAAUCCAAGAUUGACAGUUCAAAGGAAACGUGACCUAACAGAAGCGAUUCACUUCGACUCUGUGAAGUUAACGAUAUUUUGCGAAAAUAUAUUUCCCUUAUUAGAGUUUCCCUUAUCAACCAUGCUUCUUUGUCUUAUAUAUCAAGGCUUUACAUUGUUCUUGUUGGCCAAAAAAUGAUAAUGCAUGCCGACCUACAUGUAGUAUAUAUUUGUGAUUGUUGAUUUAUACAUAAGAAUUGUAACACAGAUUAAAGAGUAUAGGGAUUAUACCGUUAAUAAAGAGGGC
Molecule: messenger RNA, 2999 nt
Organism: Owenia fusiformis
Lineage: Eukaryota; Metazoa; Annelida; Polychaeta; Sabellida; Oweniidae
Source: the annotation of a GenBank genome assembly